GGUGAUAGUUUUAUUUCAUGUCAGAAUGUAAAAUGUCAUUUUUACUUUUUCAAAAUUAUUGGUAAUAUUAUAUUGCAUACUAAAAAUCCUAAAAAGUAGUCAAGAUUGUCAGUAGUAGAAAAAUCCCAGUAUCCUUAUAUUAAUGCUGAUAUAUUGAGGAAAUUCCCGUCCUAUUUCCUUUGGAACAAUGUCACGGCAAAGGCCUAGAGCUGUACCUGUACAACAAAAGGUAGAAAAUAUCGAAAAAGUUUUUGCUGGAAACAAAGGCGCAGCUGCAAUGGUAAAGAAGUUGGUAGGAGGUUGCGAAGCAUCACGAUCUCGUUUAGGCGCACCUCAGGCGUCGUCUUCAAAAACGCCAUCACAACGUCGUUUAGGCGCACCUCAGUCAAGCAGAUUUAAAACUCCAGGAGGUGAGCGGCCUUCAAAGACUCCUUCAACUGGACAGGUAAAGCCAGCACAGCUGCAAGUACCAUCUCAAGGAUCACGUGUACCAGCAAAAACACCGAGUGGUAGUAGAAUACCUCCGAGAGGCCCAACAAGUGCACAGCGUGCUUUUACUGGACCUCCUGCACUUCCUGGUCCUUCUCGACAAGCAUCGGGUGUUAGAGGAGUACCACAAGCAAUUAGAGGCCCACAAAGGCCACCGCCAAGUGCUCGAUUUGGUAUUGGUAGAGGUAAACCUCCCCAGACGGAUCCCAAGCAGGUAGGUAGGGGUCAACCUACGAAGAUAGAACCUCCGCAGUAUGAACCUCCUAAACCCCCUGAAAGUCCUAUAAGGGAAGUGCAACAACCAGUUCCUGUGACGCCUCCUCCCCCACCUCGGCCUCGUCCUCCAGGAGCCGACUGGUUUGGAAAAUAUCAGUUGCGAACGUAUCCAAGAGAACCUAAAGGUCCACGACCACCAAAACCAUUACGUCCACCACCACAAGCUUAUUAUUCACCACCCAGAUCACCAUCAGGGAUAAGAACACCUCCACCUUCUCCUGAAAUUGCGAAAGAACGCGAGCUUAGUACAGAAGCCUAUUUAGCAAGACUAAUGGCUCGGCAUCCCGAUUUACCUCCGUUGCCACCAGAGGCAAAGUUACCUACACCACCAAUUACUCCCCCUCGGCGAGGCAUACCAGGUUGGUCAUCUCCACGGCAGUUACUAACUACUCCUCCUAUCCAUCAAAUGCCCUUACCUAGUCAAAUGCUUGAUUGGGGAGAACCUCCCAAAGAAUUAUACGAAACGUUUGAAGAACCAGAAAGUCCUUCAUUUAGGGCGCCCGAUGUUUCUGGAGGAGAUAUAUUUGAUUUUCCUAUGCCCGAUUUUCCACCUUCACCUCCACCUGCUACACCUCCACGUAGAAAAGGAGAUAUGUUUGAUUUUCCUACACCUUCGCCUCCACGACCGAAAUUUGCUACACCCCCACGUAAAUCACCUAGAGAAGGAGAUAUAUUUGAUUUUCCUACACCUUCGCCUCCAAGACCGGAAUUUUCUACACCCACACGUAAAGUACCUAGACCUCCACCUGCUUCACCUCCACCUGCUUCACCUCCACGUAGGGCGGAUUUUUCUACACCCCCACGUAGAUCACCUAGAGAAGGAGAUAUGUUUGACUUUCCUACACCUUCGCCUCCACGACCGGAAUUUGCUACUCCCACACGUAAAGUACCUAGACCGGCUUGGAUGGACACACCUCCAUCUCCUGCGAUGACUCCAAAAAUGAGGGAUAUGUACCUUAAAGUACCAUUGGCCGAUACCUUUCUUUUUCCUCCUGGUGGUGAAAAGCCCACAAGAAAACGAGCGCCGCCUCCAAAAAUGCCAGCAAUUCCUGGAUCUCCUCCACCUACAGAUGCAUUUGGUUUACCAUCUCGAGUGCAAUAUUCGCCACCGUCCACAUUUAUAGAACAUCCUAGGUACAGAGAACUCUAUCCGGAAACACCCAAGCAGGCAAGUCCUCUCCCCCCUACUCCGAGUCCCCCUCGAGAAGUGGUACCUCCAGAUAUUCGGAGGCAAUUAUUUCCGUCAGGACCUUCACAAGACACAACUGUUCGGGGCCCAAGCAGACCAGGUAAAGGUGUUCCAGGUACCAGAUUAUCUGCAGCUGGUCCGACUCCUAGUGGUCCUCAACGUGGAGCUCCUCCAAGAGCAGCUCCUGUACGAGGAGCUCCACCAGGAGCAGUCCCUUCACGAGGAGCUCCACCACGAGCAGUUCCUUCACGUGCAGGUCCUCCACGUGCAGGUCCUUCAGGGGCAGCUCCUCCACGCGCAACUCCACGUGCAGGUCCUUCAGGGGCAGGUCCUCCACGUUCAGUUCCCCCACGGGCUACCCUUCCACGUGCUGCCCCUCCAAGAGGGGUGCCUCCACGAUCAGUGCCUCCACGAGGAGGUCCUCCUCAAGCAGCGGGAGACCAGCAACGUUCCUCUGCCCGACCGGCUACAAGAUCACGACCAUCUGGGUCAGCUCCAGCCUCUAAAACAAGGAUCAGCUCUUCUCAAGCUCGGGUCACCACUAGAUGUCCGAAAUCUUAGAAACCUUAGUCAAUAUUAAUUUUCAUCCCUUUCUGUACUUGAAUGGCAUAUAAACUCUUUAACAAUAUUAAAUAAAUCACUAUUAUUAAAUAAA
Messenger RNA from Diabrotica virgifera virgifera (western corn rootworm), 2609 nucleotides. RefSeq names its product basic proline-rich protein-like. Bases 188 to 2515 code for a protein of 775 amino acids. The record is from RefSeq and is a predicted model, not a curated record. The transcript has a single exon. Lineage: Eukaryota; Metazoa; Arthropoda; Insecta; Coleoptera; Chrysomelidae.